This is a messenger RNA of Trichosurus vulpecula (common brushtail), 3259 nucleotides long. It is a transcript of the gene C2H1orf50, whose product is annotated as chromosome 2 C1orf50 homolog. The record is from RefSeq and is a predicted model, not a curated record. The coding region runs from base 32 to 655 and encodes 207 amino acids. The transcript has 5 exons. Lineage: Eukaryota; Metazoa; Chordata; Mammalia; Diprotodontia; Phalangeridae.
UGUCCGGCUUCUGUGGAGUAGAGCAGGCAACAUGGCGGCUGCUGAGGCAGCUGUCUCGGAAGAGUACGUGGUGGGCGCCGAGGCAGGCCGGGGGCAGGAGCCGCUGUCAGGGACCCCCGUAGAGUACCACCGCGAUCCCUCCGGCCCCGUCAACCCGGCCAGCCCCGAUUUCCCCGGCCUGGUGAGCCCCUACCGCACCCACCGCGUGGCGAACCCCGAAGACCUCGUGGAGCUUGCCCAGCAGGUGCAGAAGGCUGAUGAAUUCAUCAGAGCAAAUGCUACCAACAAGCUGAUAGUUAUAGCUGAGCAAAUCCGGCAUUUGCAAACACAGGCCAGGAAGGUAUUGGAAGAGGCUCGAAAAGAUGCUGAACUGCACCAUGUAGCUUGUAGUGUGGUGAAAAAACCUGGAAAUAUUUACUACCUCUAUAAACGGGAGAAUGGACAGCAGUACUUUUCCAUUAUUUCACCAAAGGAAUGGGGGGAAAGUUGUCCACAUGAUUGCCUUGGUGCCUACAAGCUUCAGCAUGACUUCUCCUGGACUCCAUUUGACAACAUCGAGAAGCAAGAUGCUGAAAUCAGCAUCACGGACACACUUUUGAGCCAGCAGAUGGCCCUGCCCCAGUGUACAGAGCCCAAUUUCCAGGGCCUCACUUAAUGACCAGGGACAAUGCCAAAUAGAAUGUGGGCCUGGCCAUUCUGUCUCCUUAGCUUCUCUACGCCCUACUUUGUAGGAGUUGUGAGAAGUGAGAUAUGAUGUACACAUAUGAGCACCUUGGAUGGAGAUCCCCUGUGUGAAUUGAAGUAUAUAUAUCAACUCAUUUUGGGCUCCAUGCUCCCUGCUUCAGAGAAUCUGCAACUAAACAAACAUGGGCUAGUAACCAUUAUUACAAAUCACAGCUCACCCAGAUGGACAAAAUCCAUCACCAUAGCUGAACUAGAGACUUUAUAGGAAAGAGAGGAAAUGUCAUUUCCUUGAAAAGGUUAUAGACUACUGUUUAUACCCAGGAAUCUGUACUGCCACCUCUUUUUAACUCAGAAUGUUUGGGAAUGGGAUUAAGGCUAAGCAAAGGGCCUGGUGCUUCUGCUUCUCUAAGUGAUUCUACCCUGUUCCAGAAAACUUUAGACUCAGAAUCAUCAUCCAAGGUCUCAGGAAUAUGCACUGUGCAGAAUGGCAGGUAGAGUAAUGUGGCUGAUCAGAGAAGUAAUUCUAGUUUCCUUAAAGCGCUGUCUGGGCUGCAUUUACCCUAACUCCUCAAGCCCUUCUUGUUGGGCUGGAAAAUUGUGACAGAUGCAGGAGAGAAGAGUGGCGGCCUUCCCUUAAACUCCUUGCCUUCAGUUCCUAACCAGAGUUUUAGGAUCAUAGAUUUAGAGCUGGAAGGCACCUUCAGAAGGCAUUGAAUUCAAUCCCCUUCUUUUACAGAUGAGGGGGAGACUGAGAUGUUAAGUGACUUGCCCAGAGUUCCAUAGCCGUUAAGUGUCUGAGGCAGGACUUGAACCCACUUCCUCCAUGAAGCCAUGCUGCUUUGUGGAGGAAGAGAGUUGAAUUUUUGUUAGCCUAGUUUGGGAAAAAGGUCCAGGGCUAAACUAUCAUAUCAGUAGCACAAGUCCAUUUAAAUGGCUAUUUAUAAAUAUCAUGAAAGAAAGGGUGAAACAAUACAAUGGGAAUGAGAACUCUGCAGUUCUGUUUGCAGAGAAUUUAUUUUGCUUUUUUCAUAGAAUUCAGAACAUCUAGUCUGACUCCUGUAUUUUAUAAAUGAUGAGCCUCCUGACCUUCUGCACUGUGGCCUCCUCAGAUUGAGAGUUUGGAGGGACCUAGGAGAUCAUCUAGUCCACCCUAUUUGUUCAUGGACACGAGAAAACUAAGGCUAGUCGUUGUUAGGUGACUAGCCCAAUGACCAGCUACACAAGUAGCAAAACCAGAAUUCCAGCCCAAGUCCCCUGACUUCUAGUCCAGUACUUCUGACGUUAUACUAAACUUCCUCUUGUAUUGAUGACAGUAAACAGCAAAGGAAUUCCCAAAGUAUGCAGCCAACUGCCUUCACUUAUCUUCAGCCACAUAGCAAUUAUAUGGGGAGUUCAAAUAAAAUGAAGUAUGCAGAAACCUAGUGGUGAGGUAGGAUAUUCUUUUCUGCGAAUUACCCAGCUAAUUGUCCCAAUUAAUUGCUUUGUCAAGAAAAAAAAAACUUGUUUUGCAAAUAGGAUUCUCCUGGGUUUAUCCCUAGCUAAAGGUCUCCAUGAGUCCCUGAUUCAGUUCAUGUACAUUUGGCAGUUGUUAAGUGCUAUCCUGUGUGACGUGGUUUGCUGUGAAGAGACUAGGCUGUGUUUAGCCACAAGAGCUGCCAUAACUCCUUGGGGAAUAGCACCUAUACUCCUAAACCCAUCUUGAACUUUAAGGUCUUUCCCACUGAGCUGUCUUGGAGUUACACAUGGCCAGCCAAAGCUAAAGCCCCUUCUGGGCUUCUGGUAAAAUGAAGGUACACCAAUCAGAGUUGGGACUGGAAGGAACCAAGGGAGAAGCAUGGGAUAGGAUGAAAACAUGGGCAGAGAGCCAAAGUGGUAGAGGAGAUGUUCUUAUUCCUCAUUUCCCAUAAGUAAAAUCUGAUAGAUCUGACUUGGAAUCCCAUUUAACAUACCAAUGGGAGGAGUGCCAUUGGCAUAAUGUUGUGGCUACUGUUGAUUUGAGAUCUAGAAUCACAUCUGCUGGAAGGAUUUUUUAAAAAUACUUCUGUUUAUCAGGCUCAGUUUCUGGGAGCUCAGAAUGAAGGCAGAUAGUAGGAAGGGAGAACUAUGUUGCAUCUAAGGAAAUGCUGUGAGUUUACUCUUCUCAGAAAGCAUACAUGAUUCAUUGACUAUCUCCCUUCUCUGAGCAUCAUAUAAAAUUAAGAGAACACCGGGACUUUCUGUUGUGACAAAGGUUGUGCUGUUAUCAGAUUAACCUCUUGGGCCAUUCUGUCUAUUGUAAGAAGUUGAGCAUGGAGCCAGCCAGAGAAAUUUGGUGUUUACUAAGUGCUGACUUCAAGAGCACUGUGCUGGGCUCUGGGAUAGAUACAGGAAUUAGAUGAUGAAAGAUGAUCAAGUAAGAUAAGAUGUUACUGAAAUAAACAUUACAGUCAAAUUUAUUCCUACUCCUGAUGGAAGGGAGGGGACUCAGAAAAGAAAGAUUAAGGAAAGGGUCAAGAAAGUUUAGGAAUAAUGGACCCUUAGCAAGAGAUGAAAUACAUCUGAAAAGAGCUAAUUAAAAUGGAUUUCUUUGUCUGGA